AUGCCGAAAGUUGGAACCAACCUCCUCCAGUUCCCACUUUACACUUCGGGAUGCCUCACGAACAGGGGCUCGCCGACCGCCGCUGACGAUGGUGCUGCAACAACAUUGUCUUUCACGCAGGGCUUCCUUCUCGGGCAGCUCUCCGUCGUCCUUCUCAUCGGUGCCUUCAUCAAAUUCUUCAUCUUCGGCGAGGCCCCGCCGCCCCCGUCGCGCGGGCUAUCCAACCGCACAACCCACCGCCGCUACAGCUCCGUCUACAGCCCCCCGCAAGAUAACCAGAAGACCCUCCGCGAGAAGCCGUCCACGUCCAAUGUCCUUCGCCCAGUACCAGCUACCUCUACAAAUACACGCUCGAUCCUACGCAAAACCUACUACAGCGCUAUCCCUACCAACCCAUCCAAACAUGGCCGGCACCGCAUGCACCACUCUUCCCACCAGCCUGAAUCGCUGGACUGGUUCAAUGUCUUGAUUGCACAGACGAUUGCACAAUAUCGACAAACGGCAUAUUUGCUGAAGGAUUCGCCGACAUCCUCGAUUCUGAGCUCCCUUACCGCGGCGAUGAACAAUCCCGAGAAGAAGCCGUCCUUUAUAGAGAAAAUCAACGUCACGGAUAUAUCGCUUGGAGAGGAGUUUCCGAUUUUCAGCAAUUGCCGAAUUAUUACAGUCGACGACCCCAAUUCAGAUGGGGGGAGGCUGCAGGCGUUGCUGGACGUUGACCUCAGCGACGACAACCUCUCCAUCGCCGUGGAAACGCAGUUGGUCUUGAAUUAUCCUAAACCACGCUCGGCCAUCCUUCCCGUUGCAUUGUCGGUUUCUGUUGUCCGAUUCUCGGGAACCUUAUGUAUCUCGUUGAUCCCAGCAACAACUGAACCGCUCCACACGCCCGCGACAUCACCCACGCCCCCUGCAGCCGAGGCCGCCGCGAGACCCAGCAACGUCCCUGGCUCUCCAGAUUCCGGUGCUGCGCAGGACGACACCCAACCUAAGAGCAGCCCGAGAAGCAAUGUCGCAUUCUCUUUUCUCCCCGAUUAUCGACUCGAUCUCUCUGUGCGUUCGCUUAUCGGUUCUCGCAGCAGGCUGCAGGAUGUACCUAAGGUUGCGCAACUUGUCGAAGCCAGAGUACAUGCCUGGUUCGAGGAACGUGUCGUAGAGCCCCGAGUCCAGGUCGUUGGGCUUCCAGAUCUGUGGCCCCGCAUGGGUCGGACGGGUGUGCGAACAGGCGAAGAAUCUGACGCGGGAUCUACUGCCCCACCACGGAGUGCCGGCUCAACAGAAGCUGGAGGACCGCUUCGGUUCUCUGAUGAUCUCACCCGCGAAUCAGAGGGACUGCGCUUCCGUGGAGGAUUGGACGCACGGUUAGGUCUCGGCGCAGGCUCGCGCAGCAGCAGUUUCAACGUGGACAUGCGCGGUUUGCGAAGUUCGAGUAUGACCCGGCAAGACAGCGGUGACGCCGUAAGCGACCAGUUCGAAAUGCCUGGAUCCAUGCCGGGUGGGGUAUCUGCGCCUCGAGACUGA
Messenger RNA from Penicillium canariense, 1515 nucleotides. RefSeq names its product ERMES complex subunit MMM1 (gene mmm1). Gene Ontology annotation, cellular component: ERMES complex; endoplasmic reticulum. The record is from RefSeq and is a predicted model, not a curated record. Gene Ontology annotation, biological process: phospholipid transport; mitochondrion organization. The transcript is spliced from 2 exons. The coding region runs from base 1 to 1515 and encodes 504 amino acids. Gene Ontology annotation, molecular function: lipid binding. Lineage: Eukaryota; Fungi; Ascomycota; Eurotiomycetes; Eurotiales; Aspergillaceae.